Messenger RNA from Spinacia oleracea (spinach), 922 nucleotides. RefSeq names its product pentatricopeptide repeat-containing protein At1g73400, mitochondrial-like. The record is from RefSeq and is a predicted model, not a curated record. The transcript has a single exon. Lineage: Eukaryota; Viridiplantae; Streptophyta; Magnoliopsida; Caryophyllales; Amaranthaceae. Gene Ontology annotation, molecular function: protein binding. The coding region runs from base 21 to 743 and encodes 240 amino acids.
CUGUUGGUCUGUUUGAGUUGAUGAAAACAAAACCCUCUAUCUCAUCUCCUCCUACAGCAAAGACGUAUGCGAUAGUGAUUUUGGCACUUGUUAAGAUUGAUCGAAUUGAUGACUGUUUUAGAGUAAUUGGGGAUAUGAUACAAAGCGGUUGUCUUCCAGACGUUUCCACUUAUAAGGAGUUGAUUCAAGGAAUGUGUUUGGCUGGAAAGGUGAAGGAAACUUACUGGUUUUUGGAAGAGAUGGAAAAGAAAGGUUACCCAUCUGAUAUUGUCACAUAUAACUGUUUCCUCAAGGUACUUUGUGAAAAUAGGAAGGCUGAUGAAGCGAUUCAGCUUUACCGGAGGAUGGUUAGUGUGGAUUGUGUGCCUAGUGUACACUCUUUUAAUAUGCUGAUUGAGAUGUUCUUUUCUAUGGGUGAUCCCGUGGGAGCGCUUGAGACUUGGGAUGAAAUGGGCAAGAAAAGUUGUGAGCGAGAUGUCAAUACUUAUUGUGUGAUGAUUGAAGGACUUUUUGUUUGUGACCAAAUUGAGAAUGCAUGUUUGUUUUUGGAUGACGUUGUACAUCAGGGAAUUAAAAUACCCUAUCUGAAGUUUGAUUUAUUUCUGAGGCAUUUGUCAAGGAUUGACGAUCUUCGUAGAAUUCAUAAACUUUCAGAGCACAUGAAAAGGUUUUUCAAUCCUGCUAUGGCGAGACAUUUUGUACUUAAUCAAAAACGAAAGGAGUUGAGUUAUAGGAACAAGUGAACUUUUUUCUGUGUUUGGUUGCGGGCAUGAAGUUUGUUUGGAAAUAUACAACCUCGGUAUGGGAUCAUGGUUUAUCCUAAAUCAAGAGCCACCAACAUGAGUUUAAGAGAAACUGGAACUUUUGCUGUAUGCUUCACAGAAUCCAUAUAUUAGUGGCUAAAACUUGUUCCUAGGACCAG